Molecule: messenger RNA, 378 nt
Organism: Helobdella robusta
Lineage: Eukaryota; Metazoa; Annelida; Clitellata; Rhynchobdellida; Glossiphoniidae
Exons: 1
Source: RefSeq, a predicted model, not a curated record
GGUCCGAGUGGAAUUAAUUACGAUGUGGGUCCAAGAGGUCCGAGUGGCAUUAAUUACGAUGGGGGUCCAAGAGGUCUGAGUGGAAUUAAUUACGACGGAGGUCCAAGAGGUCCAUAUAGAAGUAAUUACGAUGGUGGUCCAAGAGGUCCGUGUGGAAGCAUUUACGAUGGGGCUCCAAUAGGGCCGAAUGGAAGUAAUUACGAUGGGGGUCCAAGAGGUCCGUGUGGAAGUAAUUACGAUGGGGGUCCAAGAGGUCCGUGUGGAAGUAAUUACGAUGGGGGUCCAAGAGGUCCGUGUGGAAGCGAUUGUGGUUAUGGACCAAGAGGUCCGUGUGGAAGCGAUUGUGGUUAUGGAGCAAGAGGUCCGUAUGGAAGCGAU